AUGGAAAUAGAUGAUGCAGUUAAUUAUCCCGUAGAAUUUCUAAAUUCACUCAACCCUACUGGAUUCCCACCAUAUUUAUUAACAUUAAAAAUUGGUACUCCUAUAAUGCUCCUAAGAAAUCUUAUAAGUCCACCAAAAUUGUGCAAUAGGACUCAUCUACGUAUUACUGAUCUUCAAAAAUAUCUGAUAGAAGCUCAAAUUAUGACUGGAUAUGCAAAAGGUGAAUCAGUUUUUAUUCCUCGCAUACCAAUGAUACCAUUAGAUUAUCCAUUCCAAUUUAAGAGAAUGCAGUUUCCUGUUAAAGUAUGUUUUGCUAUGACAAUAAAUAAAUCACAAGGACAAACCUUGAAAAUUACAGGGAUCGAUGUAAGAGAGGAUUGUUUUUCACAUGGACAAUUUUAUGUGGCAUGCUCCAGAGUCAGUAUGCCCUCAAAUUUAGUUAUUUUAGCACCAACAGGAAAAACAGCAAAUGUAGUUUAUAGAGAAAUCUUGUAA
Molecule: messenger RNA, 495 nt
Organism: Myzus persicae (green peach aphid)
Lineage: Eukaryota; Metazoa; Arthropoda; Insecta; Hemiptera; Aphididae
Exons: 1
Coding region: 1-495 (164 amino acids)
Source: RefSeq, a predicted model, not a curated record